GCCUGGGCGCAGCCCAGGGCAGAGGGCACUCCUGAGCUGGGAAAACUGCAGUUCCCGGCAUGCUCUGCUACGGGUGCGCCUGCGUAUGGGAGCUACUGCGCCUAGGAGCGGGUUGGUUUAAAACGCUGUGUUAGUUCCAUUGAAACCCGCCAGCCUGCAGCAGUACGGAGCCUCAGGUGCACAGAUGGACUGUGGGGUGAGGCUACCCGGCCCUGGGCGGGUACAUAUGGAAACUACAGUGUCCAGACCGGUCCUUUCUCCAACCCACAUCAAUGCUACAGCUUCUGAAACAUUCACUGUACUUCAGCAGAGGAUGAGAAUAGUUGAGGAACAAACCAGUUCACUGAGGGAUGACCUAAUAAUGUUGGACUUUUGUGAAGAAAGAGGCCAGUUGGAAACUCCAAGCUGUUUAGAAGACCUGGAGAGCCAGAAAGUCAUUAGUCCUAUUCAAAAUGAAGUAAUUUGUGCAGGAAAAACUGACAUUUUAUGGAAGAACUGUGAGUUUCUGGUAAAUCGAAUGUGCCGUCUUGAAAGCCUCAUUCAGUCCUUGAAGAUGAACAUCUUUCGCCUGCAAACUGAAAAGGAUUUGAAUCCUCAGAAAACAGCUUUUCUGAAAGAUCAACUGAAUACAGUACAGGACGAGCAUUCUAAGGACCUGAAACUGUUACAUCUCGAAGUUAUGAAUUUGCGCCAGCAACUGAGAGCUGUAAAAGAGGAAGAAGACAAGGCACAAGAUGAGGUGCAAAGGUUGACUGCCACUCUGGAGAUUGCCUCGCAAACAAAGAAGAAUGCAGCAGUUAUUGAAGAGGAACUGAAGACCACAAAACGUAAAAUGAACCUUAAAAUUCAGGAGCUAAGGAGACAACUGGCUCAGGAGAAGUACCUUAGGGAAUCUUUAGAGAAAUCAGGAUCAGCCAUGCUCCUCAAAAUACAAGAAAUGGCAUCAACAGUGGAGGUAGAACGAAAACAGGUGCACAUUUUGCAGCAAAACUGCAUUGCUCUACGGGAUUCUAUACAGAGCACUCAAGAACUACUGGCCCAGGAACAGAAAAAAAAAGAAGAGUUGGAGACUGCUACUUCACAGCUCAAAUCUGAUCUAAUUUCUAGAGAUGAUCUCAUUUCCAAAUUGGUUGAAGAAAAUAAGAAUGUGCAGAUAUCUUUCAACAAGGAACACAAAGAAAAUGAAUAUUUGAGGUCUGAAAUAAUAUCUCUUCAUGAAGCAUCAGAAAAAGCACAAGUUUUGAAUGACCAGUUGACUAAAAAGUGUUCAGAGCUGAGCUGCACACUUCAGACUGUUAGUAUGGAGAAAGCCAGAAUCAUUGCUGAGCAUCAGGCCAUUCUGCAGGUAGAGCAGAAAAUGAUGACGCAGACAUUUCAAGAACAAAACUUACUGCUGGAUGCAGCCCAUGCCAGUAUCACAAAUGAACUACAGACUGUUCAGAAUGAGAAAACCCAACUCCAAGAACAUCUGGAUCAUUUAAUCCUUGAGCAUAACCAGUGUAUCCAGAAAGCACAGGAUGCUGAAAAGAGAACAUCUGUGCAAAAAGAGCUGCUAGAAUCAACUAUUGCAAGAUUGCGAGGUGAAUUGGAAGCAUCAGUGCAAGAGAAGAAGUUUCUGCUAGAGGAGAAAGAAAGAUUUCAGAGGGAGGUUAAUAAAACAGAAAAAGAAAUAGCACAAGAAAGAUGCAAUUUGGAAAAAGAAUUAGCUAAAAACAAGGUAGACAUAAACACAUUAACCCAGAACCUGCAGACUCUUGAAGAAGAGAAUAAGCAACUGACAGAUCGAAUGGCUUCCCUAGAACUUCAGCAAGUCACUUCUGAUUACCAUGGGCUUGUCCAACAGAAGGUGGAAAAUGUCUUGGGAAAAAUUACUGAAAGUAAAAAUAAACUGGCCUAUGAAAAGGGAAAACUCCAGAUAAAAGUUAAACAGCUAGAAGAACAAGUACAAUCUUUUACUGACACCAGCUUACAGAAUGACCAACUACGAAAGUUGAAUAAGGUGCUACAGGCCAAAUAUGUUCAGGCAAACUCAGAACUCAGUGCCAAGAAGGUACACCUGCAACAGGCAGAUGCUCGCCUGAAAGAGGUGAAAUCUAUUCUUGAAAGAAGUAAAGAGGAGCUGUCCCGAACAGUGAAGUGUCGUAAUGCAGCCCUGAAAGAGAGUCAGAAGUUGAAAGAGGACCUGGAGGCUAUGGAGGACAGGGAAAACAAGAAGGUGGGAAACUUUCAGCGACAAUUGGCGGAGGCUAAAGAAGACAACUGCAAAGUCACAAUCAUGUUGGAGAAUGUCCUGGCUUCUCACAGUAAGAUGCAAGGUGCUCUGGAGAAAGUACAAAUAGAGCUUGGGCGGAGGGAUUCAGAGAUUGCAGGCCUCAAGAAAGAAAGGGAUCUCAAUCAUCAGAGGGUGCAGAAGCUGGAAGCUGAAGUGGACCAGUGGCAAGCCAGGAUGCUCGUCAUGGACGACCAGCACAACAGUGAGAUUGAAUCUCUACAAAAAGCUCUAGAUGUAGCUAGAGAAGACAACAGGAAACUGGCUAUGAGUCUGGAACAAGCUCUCCAGACAAAUAAUCAUCUGCAAACAAAGCUAGAUCAUAUGCAAGAGCAAUUAGAAAGCAAAGAACUUGAGCGACAGAAUUUGGAAACCUUCAAAGAACGGAUGACUGAAGAGUCCAAAGUGGAAGCAGAAUUGCAUGCUGAACACAUAGAAACUCUAAGAAAGCAGUUUCAAACCGAGAGAGAAACUGCAAAGAAAGUGGCACAACGGGAAGUGGCUGAGCUGAAGAAAGCCCUUGAUGAAGCUAACUUCAGAUCAGUGGAAGUGUCCCGGACCAACCGAGAGCUGCGACAGAAACUUGCAGAGCUAGAAAAAAUGCUAGAAAGUAACAAGGAGAAAAUAAAGAAUCAGAAGGCCCAAAUUAAGCUCCACUUGUCAGCUAAGGCGAAUAAUGCUCAGAAUAUAGAAAGGAUGAAGCAAAUAGAAACAGAAUUGAAGCAAAUGGAGCUAAUUAAGGAUCAGUAUCAGAAAAAAAACUUUGAACAGUCUUUGAGUAUCCAGAGAUUCGUGUGUGAAAUGACUAACCUGCAGAAAGAGAUGCAGAUGUUGGCCAAGAGCCAAUAUGAUGCCUCAGUACGGAAUAAACAACAGGAGCAGCACCUAGAAGCAGAGCGGAAAAUAAGGCAGGAGCUAGAGAAUCGGUGCCAGAAAUUAGAAGAAACUGUCAGACACCUGAAGAAAUGUAAAGAGGCAACAGAGAAUAAACUGAAAGAAGCCAGUGUCGAAUCAGAACAGAUAACAGCUAACCUGGAAGAAGCUCAUCGCUGGUUUAAGCACAGGUUUGAUGGUCUACAACUUGAGCUGACAAAAAACCGGUUACAGAGGCCUUCCGGGGAAGACAGGUGUCAGGAAGAGGACCAAGAUGUAAGACAUGAUGUCAUGUCCAGUCAAUGUGUUCUGCGUCGAUGGGAGAAAAAACAGAAUCUUAGGCCCAUGCCUAAGAAGUAUCAUUCUGAGGUACAGAGGAAGUGAUGUCCUUGACAAGGGCACUUCUUCAUGUAUAGCUCCACUCCAUGAUUCCAUGAGCCCAGCAGCCAGGGCUGUCCUGUUUCUACAGUCAUAAGAACGUGAAGUCUUUGAUGUGGGCUGAAGAUUUCAGACCUGAGUUUAUAAUUUUAUGAACUCUUAUAUUAGUACAAAACUACUCCUUUUUUUGUGUGUGUCCCUUUUCACAUUUUCCGCCCAAUAAAUUUAUGUUAAUUUGUUGAAUGAUA
Molecule: messenger RNA, 3768 nt
Organism: Sapajus apella (tufted capuchin)
Lineage: Eukaryota; Metazoa; Chordata; Mammalia; Primates; Cebidae
Gene: CCDC150
Product: coiled-coil domain containing 150
Exons: 28
Coding region: 185-3526 (1113 amino acids)
Source: RefSeq, a predicted model, not a curated record